AUACCCACUCCACUGCUCGCUAAUUACGGUGAAUGCUCAAGAAAUGAGUCGUAUCGUCGCAAGCUUGAGAAGGCUUUUUCCAACAGGAGCGAAGAAACAGGGUUUGGUGGGACGAGAUCUUGACGGUAAUUACAUGUCUUACUUCAUCAUGUUUGCUCCCUUGAGAACGUGGAGCAAGGAGCUACUGGUGAGGCUUUUAGUGCUGAUUGAUCGAGGAAAUAGCUUCUACGAACUCCCCUCGGCCAACGGCGGACGAACAAAACGUGUGGUCGAAUAUCGGAUAGAAAGAGACCUUUCGGAAUACACCACUACCGCUCAGAGCCUACCAGUACAAUGGCGAUCGUGGCUAUCGCACACUCGCACCGAUCCGCCGUCCAUCGAUGAGUUACUGCGAGAUUCUGAACGUAUGUCUCGACUGAAACCGAUGGUUGCUGCCAUCGAACAGCGUGAAACGGCCGAGAGGAUCCGUCAAGGUUAUUUACCCGAUCCUUCGCAAAUCUCCUCUCCAACUAUAGCAGGACCAUCCUCAUUCUAUAUACAACAAUCUAAGUCACAGAUCGUCACUACUGAAAGACCGUUAGAAGCGAACGUCGGUCCAGAUCUUGACCGGAUGGAAACUGCCUACCCCAUCACCACCCCUUCUGUGAUACCUCCGCCCCGGCAAGCCGUCGAACCUAGCUCGGCGACUUCGACCGAGGAACUCAGGAGACUAGCACAGGAGGACACGAAGCGACGGAUAAAUGAGCAUGGAGGGGAUACGGGAUCCGAGAUAAAGCGAGAAGUAGUGCAGAGUGUCGAGGUCGGGCAGGGAAAUCUGACACCGAGGAGAAGAGGGAGGUGA
This is a messenger RNA of Tremella mesenterica DSM 1558, 841 nucleotides long. RefSeq lists its product as uncharacterized. The record is from RefSeq and is a predicted model, not a curated record. Lineage: Eukaryota; Fungi; Basidiomycota; Tremellomycetes; Tremellales; Tremellaceae. Gene Ontology annotation, biological process: mitochondrial respiratory chain complex I assembly. Bases 44 to 841 code for a protein of 265 amino acids. The transcript is spliced from 5 exons. Gene Ontology annotation, cellular component: membrane.